Messenger RNA from Aspergillus homomorphus CBS 101889, 3019 nucleotides. RefSeq names its product ssDNA endodeoxyribonuclease RAD1. Gene Ontology annotation, molecular function: damaged DNA binding; single-stranded DNA endonuclease activity; single-stranded DNA binding. Bases 1 to 2928 code for a protein of 975 amino acids. The record is from RefSeq and is a predicted model, not a curated record. The transcript is spliced from 8 exons. Lineage: Eukaryota; Fungi; Ascomycota; Eurotiomycetes; Eurotiales; Aspergillaceae. Gene Ontology annotation, biological process: double-strand break repair via single-strand annealing, removal of nonhomologous ends; resolution of meiotic recombination intermediates; nucleotide-excision repair involved in interstrand cross-link repair. Gene Ontology annotation, cellular component: nucleotide-excision repair factor 1 complex.
AUGCCGCCUGAACGAGCCACUGUCCCGGUGAAGCUGUCUCUGCCUCUACAAUACCAGCAGGACAUCUUCACCGAACUGCGCACGGAGGAUGAGUUAGUGAUCCUUGCGCGAGGCCUAGGUCUCCUCCGGCUAGUGACCAACUUGCUUCACUUCUACGAUGCUGCCGGAAAUAACCUUGUAUUGGUCGUUGGUGCCGAUGAUCGAGAGAAUGAGUGGAUUGGGGAGGCGCUUGCGGAACACUAUGCCAUCAGCAAGACCCCUUUGGCUAGAGGCCUGAAGGUGAUCAAUACGGAUAGAGCCACUGUUUCAAUGAGAGAGAAGUUAUAUGCUGCGGGUGGUGUCCUGAGUGUGACGUCCAGAAUACUGGUGGUGGACUUCUUGUCCAAACUCCUCGACCCUUCGAAAGUGACGGGGAUGGUUGUGCUUCAUGCCGACAAGAUUCUCGCGACAUCGCUCGAAGCUUUCAUCAUUCGUGUGUAUAGAGAAGACAACAAGACCGGGUUUCUCAAGGCGUUCUCGGAUUCCCCCGAGCCGUUCACAACAGGGUUUGCUCCAUUGGCCACCUCCAUGCGAAAUCUUUUCCUUCGCAAGGCAUCGCUAUGGCCUCGCUUUCAUGUCACCGUUGCAGAGUCUUUGGAGGGUCACAGGAAAGCCGAGGUGAUCGAGCUUGAGGUCCCCAUGAGUGACAAGAUGCGGGACAUCCAAAACGCUGUUCUCGAGUGUGUAGAAAUUUGCAUCGGAGAGCUAAAGAAAGCAAACACCGGGCUUGAUAUUGCAGACUGGACCCUGGACAGUGCUUUGCACCGAAGCUUCGAUAUCGCAAUCAGGCGCCAGCUCGACCCUAUGUGGCACCGGGUGAGUUUCAGGACCAGGCAAAUAGUUAGUGAUUUGUCGGAUCUACGUGCUAUUCUCCAUGCUCUGCUUACCUACGAUGCCGUAUCAUUCCUCAAAUUCCUCGACCUCAUCGUUACUGCCCACACUCCACCACCUGGCUCUACAAGGCACAACUACUCCCCCUGGCUCUUCCUUGACUCUGCUGAUGUGCUGUUUCAAACGGCGAAAGCGAGGGUUUAUCAAGGUAAAAUAAGCAAUGAGGUGGCCCGCUCAUCGUUGACAUCAUUUCCUACCACCCUUCAGCCCAUCCUAGAAGAACAACCUAAGUGGGAGGUUCUCGCCGAAGUACUUGAGGAGAUCGAGACCGAUGCAUAUUUAAACCCCACAACUGUGGACGAAUCUAACAGUACCGUGUUGAUCAUGUGCAGUGACCAACGAACUUGUCGGCAACUUCGAGAGUACCUUGCAACGAUGCACGCUCACGUAGGCAACAGGAAGCGGGAGAGUUCUGACCCCGGUGAUGCCAUGGGUGAGAAGAAAGGCUCAGCUGAUGUGAUGAUGCGCCGAAGGCUACGAGAAUACUUGGACUGGAAGGCUUCUUUGUCCAAUGUCAGCAAGAAUCUUUCAUCCAAACCACCCAACGAAGAUACCAACGGUACAACAAGCCCAGCCACACCUGGAGCUAUGAAUUCCAGAGCACCCGCAAGUAAGCGACGUCGCGUUCGUGGUGGAGGUGCAGCAACUGGGCCAGGACGAGCGCCCAACGCCGGCAUCCAGGUGGAGAUGGAACCUUCUAGCCAAGUCACGGCGCUCUUGGACGAGAUCAAGCCCACGGAGAUCGAAGAGACUCAGAAGGAAGAGAUCAUUGUGGAGGACCUGGAAGGCAUGGACGACUAUUACGAAUUAUAUGAUAUGAACGAUUUGAUCAUGAUACACCCUUACGAUGGCGACAUGGACGAACACAUCCUCGAGGAGGUCCGUCCACGAUACAUCAUUAUGUACGAACCAGACCCUGCGUUCAUUCGACGAGUCGAGGUCUACAGGAGCUCUCAUGUGGGCAGGAAUGUGCGUGUGUAUUUUGUCUACUAUGGAGGCUCGGUUGAAGAACAAAGAUAUCUGAGUGCUGUACGCCGAGAAAAGGACUCGUUCACGAAGCUGAUCAAGGAGAAAGGCAGCAUGGCCGUCACUAUUGUUCACGACAAAAGCCUGGAGGAUCCCCAAGAGCAAUUCCUACGGACCGUGAACACUCGCAUCGCCGGAGGGGGUCGACUGGCCGCAACAGCAUCACCUCCGCGGGUGGUGGUCGACGUGCGGGAGUUCCGAAGCGCUCUACCGUCUUUGCUCCACGGAAACAACAUGAUCGUAGUUCCUUGCCAGCUUACGGUGGGCGACUACAUCCUCACACCGGACAUCUGCGUCGAGCGCAAGUCCGUCCGCGACCUUAUCACCUCGCUGCGCAAUGGCCGCCUCUACAACCAAGCGGAGACGAUGCUGCAACACUACAAGAACCCCUUCCUCCUCAUUGAGUUCGACCAGAACAAGUCCUUCACCUUCGACGCCUUCGCGUCCGCAACCACGCCCGGCACGACCUUCCUGACUGACUUCGGCUUCUCGUCCUCUGGCGCCAGCACGCUGUCGGCCAACAGCUCCCUGGUCAAUCCCUCCAGCCCCAAGUCGGCGCAGCACCUGCUCGUCCUCCUCACCCUGACCUUCCCCAAGCUGCGGAUCAUCUGGUCCUCGUCCCCCUACCAGACGGCGGAGAUCUUCGCCGAGCUCAAGAAGAACAACCCUGAGCCCGACCCGAUUCGCGCCGUGCAGAUCGGCCUCGACAUGGAUAUCGCCUCGUCCUCCCAUCCCGGCGAUAUCAUGGCGGCCGCCGGCAUCGAGCACCGCACCUUUAACCUCCUGCCUCAGGACAUGCUCCGAGCCGUGCCUGGUGUCACGCCCGCUGUUCUCGAGCGGCUGAUCCUGGAAACGGAGAAUAUCCAUGAGCUUGCGAAUAUGAGUGUGGAGCAACUGGAUCCUAUUGUUGGAAUCGAAGCUGCACGCAAGAUAGUUGGUUUCUUUCGAAAGAGCGUGUUUGAGGAUAGUUAAGACAUCUUGGCUACUGUAUUUAUACACUUAUGAUUCUACUCUACAAUGCUAACAAGCGGCCUGAGGCAACAAGCUGCGGGCUAAGAUUACG